Molecule: messenger RNA, 5241 nt
Organism: Myiozetetes cayanensis
Lineage: Eukaryota; Metazoa; Chordata; Aves; Passeriformes; Tyrannidae
Gene: ZNF800
Product: zinc finger protein 800
Exons: 5
Coding region: 164-2224 (686 amino acids)
Source: RefSeq, a predicted model, not a curated record
GUCACUUCCUGCCCCCGUGCCCAUCCGGCUCCGGGGUCAGCGGUCGUCGCUGUGGCGGGACAGCGGCGAGUAAAGUUUAAUUCGGGGAGGGAGAAGCCGCCCGUCCUCUCCAGCAGAAGCGAGCUGCUGGAUGUAGAUUAAAAGUGGGUCGUGCGCACGGAAAAUGCCUUUAAGGGACAAGUGUUGUCAGACUGACCACCAUCACCAUGGAUGCUGUGAGCCAGUACAUCUGUUGGAACCUGGUGAUCCUCCAUUACUGCAGCAGCCUCUGCAAACGUCAAAAUCUGGCAUUCAGCAAAUCAUUGAGUGUUUUCGAUCAGGAACGAAACAACUUAAACAUAUCUUGUUAAAAGAUGUGGACACCAUUUUUGAGUGUAAACUGUGCCGGAGUCUCUUCAGAGGAUUACCAAAUUUAAUUACUCAUAAAAAGUUUUAUUGUCCUCCAAGUCUCCAGAUGGAUGAUAACCUCCCAGAUAUAAAAGAUAAGCAGAGUCAAGCCAUAAAUAACCUUCUUGAAGCCAUCUAUCCACGGGUAGAUAAGCAAGAAUAUGUGAUUACAUUGGAACCUAUAGAAACUAAUCAAAAUGCUGUAUUUCAAUAUGUGUCAAGGACUGAUAACCCAGAUGAGAACACAGAAAGUAGCCAUACCCCUGAUCAAGCUCCAGUACAGGUACAGGAAGCCAGCACUGAGCAACCCAAGACUGUUUCAGCUCCAGCGCCAGUCCUAGCUGGGGAGACAGUAGAAUUACCUCCUGCUGAUCCUGUUACAAACAAGGUGAUACCUACUCCUGAAGAACAGCCUCCAGCAGUAAAUCCCGAGUUGGACUCUCUGGAUAAUUCUGAUUAUGGCCACCAGUUGAUUUGUUGCCUUUGUAGGAAAGAAUUUCAUUCAAGACGCAGUGUACGCCGGCACAUUCGAAAAGUGCACAAAAAAAAGAUGGAAGAGCUAAAGAAGUACAUAGAAACAAAAAAGAAACCUAACCAAUGCUCUGCAAAAGGACGAAAUAAGAAUGUUCUUGUAGCAUUAGGUAGAAGUUGUCCUGUAUGUUAUAAGUCGUUUGCUACAAAAGCCAACGUAAGGAGGCAUUUUGAUGAAGUUCAUAGAGGAUUAAGGAGGGAUUCCAUUACUCCUGAUAUAGCUACCAAGCCUGGGCAACCUUUGUUCUUGGAUACAGUUUCUGCUAAAAAAUCUUUUAAGACCCGAAAACAAAAGUCAUCUGCAAAGGCUGAAUACAAUUUAACUGCAUGCAAGUGCCUUCUGUGCAAGAGAAAAUAUAGUUCACAAAUAAUGCUGAAAAGGCACAUGCAAAUUGUUCACAAGAUAACUCUUUCUGGAAAGAACUCUAAAAGAGAGAAAGGACCCAACAAUACUGCCAAUGGCACAGAAAUAAAAGUUGAAUCAGCGGAUUCUGUAGAACCUUCACCCCCUUCCAUUGCUCUUUCUCCACAGCAUGAAUUAAAGGGAACAAAUCAUUCAAAUGAGAAAAAGAACACACCGUCAGCACAGAAAAAUAAAGUUAAACAAGACCCUGAAAACCCUAAAUCAACUUCCAAAUCAACCACUAAAUCAACCUGCAAAUCAACCACUAAAUCAACCUCUAAAUCAACCAAUGCAUCUGCUGCAGGUGGCCAGCAAAAAAACAGGAAACCAAAACUUUCAGCUGGCUUUGACUUCAAGCAGCUUUACUGUAAACUCUGUAAACGUCAAUUUACUUCUAAACAGAACUUGACAAAGCAUAUUGAAUUACACACAGAUGGAAAUAAUAUUUAUGUUAAAUACUACAGGUGUCCACUCUGCUCUUACGAAACGCGUCGCAAACGUGAUGUGAUAAGGCAUAUAACUGUGGUUCAUAAAAAGUCACCACGCUACCUUGGGAAAAUAACUGCAAGUUUAGAAAUUAGGGCAAUUAAAAAGCCAAUUGAUCUUGUUCUAAAUAAGGUGACAAAAAGGGGCCCUCAGAGGGAUGAAACAAAACAGAUUGGUUCAAAACAGGAUGUCACCUCUAAUUCUCCCAGUAAAAAGUAUGAAGGAGCUGAUGUUGGCAUUGAAGUAAAAGUAACAAAAAACUUUUCUCUGCACCGAUGCAAUAAAUGUGGGAAAGCAUUUGCCAGAAAAGCUUUUCUAGAACAUCAUAAGAAAACCCACAAAGCAAAUGUAUCUCAUUCACCUGAAGAAAAUAAAACCAAAGGCAGAAGUACAAGAUCUAAAGCUGUUGUCUGGUGAGGAAAAAGAAAAAGUGUUUUGUCUUUUUUUUUGUCUUUUUUUUUUUUUCUUUAAACCCCAACAAUACCACUGCAUUUCUUUUACUGUUGUUGAUUUAUUACCAAAAACAUGGAUUUUCCCAUGGAUUUUAUGGUUUAGUCGCUUAAACGCAAAGCUAGAUGUCAAAUUUGUUUCUUAUAUUUUGGUUUUAGCAUUUUGGAAAAGAGUUAAAAUCUAAAUUUGUGAUUGUAGGAAGCUUGGAAUAUACAUUAAACUGUAUUGAGUCAACUCCUUAAAUUGUCUUAAGCAUCUGUUGUAAUCAAGCUAGAAUUUUUUAAAUCGUAAUUUUUUUAAAAUAACAAUGUUUUUGUUUGGUUUGGAUAACAUAACUUUUUAAUUAAUUUCAUUGUGACCAGCUGAAGAAGUACUAAAGGUACUACAGUAAAAGCUAUUAAAUGUCUAUGAACUUAUUGGAAUUAGCAUUUGGGAAUUUAAUAUUUAUUUUUUUAAUUUUAAUGUGUAUUGACUCUGUCAACAAAAGUGCAUAGAACAGUUUUUUGAAUGUAAUUUGAUUGCUUAAUUGCUUUGAUUUAAAUAAUUAUGGGUUAGGUGCCUGGAAACACCUUUGAAACCAUCAAAUUUAGGAUUUCAUUCUUUUAAUGCUUAUUUAUAUAAGCCCAGGUUUGGAAAUUACUGGUCAUUUAUUUGUUAAAAUUGGGGUUUUUUAAGCAUCAAAACGUAUAAAAGUAUGGCCAAGAAUUUUCUAAACUUAUGCUUCUAUGGCACUCUGGGAGUUUUUUACAUUUGGAGGGGUUGUAUUUGUAGUUUCUCUGUUUUCCAUAGCCUUCAUGUUAAAGGUGGCCUAUUUUUAAAGGGCUUAUUAUAAAAGGAAAUAUUCGUAUGCGGUCAGUUUGUAUUUCAGAGUGACCGACUGAUGCCUGAGAGUUGGGGGAUUGUACAAAAAGUUAUAAUGAAGAGAGAUAGUACAUGUGAUACACGGAUACUUGUAAGAGUUUUUAACAUCCUUAUUCAGAAUUAUCUUUCUAGCAUAUUUGGUAAAAAUAAAACCAAGUAUAUGUGCCUUGUUCUGUAUUUCAACUCUGAAAUGCUGUUUUCCAGGAGGUAAUUUGAUUUGCGUUCAGCUUUCCUAGUGAAUAACCACGCAGAUAUGUUAAAUUGUAAUGCAGUGCUUUUGUGGCUUUCUAACAAAUCCUGGCUAAGUGGGACAGAACUUCAAAAAUUAUCUAAGUUGGACCCUGAAUUGUGCUGAAUUUAAGAAUUAAAAAUUAGCCCUAUAAAUUAUUUAUGUUGUGUAAUUUUAAACAGAAUUAUAUGGGUAAACUCAAAGUAUUAAUUUACUCCCCUCUCUCUUCAGAUAGGUUCAAGUGGUGUUUGGAAAGUUUGAACUACACUUGAAUGAAAAAGGCUUUUUAAUUUGUUUUGGAACGGCUAAUUUUUGGUAAUGGUACUAUAAGGAGGAAGUAUUUUCAUAAGCUGGUUUUUUUCUUACUAUAUUAGUAACCACUCUGACUGCCUGUAGGACAGUGCCACCUCCCAAAGCACUGAAAUAGUUGAAAUGCACAUCCAUCGAAAUUAGCAGUUAUCUCUAUGCAGUUGUGGUUUGACACGGGAUAGAAAAAACUUUCCGAAUUUACAAAAAAGUACACCAGAGGCAAGUCAAUGAACAGCAGCUUUGGAAGAAGGUUUUUGUUCCUCAUUUAGGGAAUCAUCUUCAGAAAGUUCAUCAUCCAUACUGGUCCUUCCUGGUAGUGCUAAUUGAUGGACAGCUCAAGCUUUGUGAUACCCUACUUUGGUAAAUGUUGUGUUAUAUACUGUUUUAAAUUUAUUACAAAUGAAUGUAUAAGAGCAAACAAUGUAGUGUAUAUUGGCUGAAUUGUACUAAUUUUUAGUAUUUGCCAUAACAUCAGUUUGUUCAUAUUGACUAAUUUCCCAGUUCUGGGGCACGCUGAAUUUCAUGUGCUGAAGUAAGUUCAAAGAUCUUCAUGUUUCCAUAUAUGGUUCAUAGGAAAACUUUGUAAACAUCUAGGAAGUUUACAAGAAUAUCCACAUUCCUCUAUUCUUUAAUUUUUUUAAAAAAAAUUAUACACAAGCACUUUAAUGAUAGUUGCAGUUUAUUUUUUCAGUUUAUUUUUGAAAGAUCAACACACUAAUGUUAAUAUGAAGGUAGUGAAUAUUUGCUGAUGUAUCAUAGACAAUCUGUGCACAACCACUUAUAAUGUUAGCUUAUUUCAUUAAAUAUUAAUAAAAAGGGAGGAUAGUAUGGGAGAAUCUCAAAAUAUAUUUUCUCUCAAGAUCUUAAAUGACCACUGUGGGUAGCACUUGACUUUGUGUAAUUUGGAAAAUGUUUUAGAUACCUUUUUUUAACCUUUUAAUCAAGAUUGUAGUAAAACCAGUCGCAUGCCUGUCAUUAUGAAAUUCUUGGCACGUUUCAUGUGUCCAUGGGUUUGUUUUGUUUUGGUUUUUUGUUUGUUUGUUUGUUGGUUGGUUUUUGGUUUUGUUUUGUUAUUUUUUACCUUUUAGAAAAUGCUUUGUUUAGUGAUUUGUGUCAAAUUGUUACAAUUUGAAAGGUAUUGUACAUCGGAAGAAAUACCAUGUUUUUUAUAUAGGUUCACUCCCUUACUUAGGGAGGUGCCUCAUGUUCAUAUAUACUUUUUGUAUAAAAUAUAUCUAAAUGUUGAUCACAAGAUCAGGAGUAAAAAUACUUUUAUGGAUAGAGAACUAUUUGGCCCUGUUAGUGCAUUGCACUAAAAAUACUGUGAAUGGGAACUGAGAUUGUAGCUGUUGCUCAAAAUGUUCUAUAUUGAAUGUACAUGCUUUUGUUUGGAUAAAUGUGCUGUAUUUGAUGGAAAAUAAAGCAGACUGGAAAUGAUUUUAAGUGGGCAUAAACAAAAUGAUGAUAUGUUUGUAAACUUGGAAUAUCUGUCACUCUGCAAUCGGAAAUUACAUUGUUUGCAUUUUGUAAAGUUUUAUUUGUUGAUCACUGAAGCUAGUUGUUUGUAAUAUUCUGUUGUAAUAAA